AUGACGCCGCCGCUCAAUGAAUCCAUAUCGACCCUGGCUGGGACACAGCAUCCGUUUCUCAAAGUUCAAGCAACCGUAGAAGAAUCGUCUCAGGUUAAUGACCAGUCAACUCCUUUGGAGUACGUGAAAGUCAUCGACAAACAGUCGUUUGAAUAUGUCAUACGCUCGGGGAUAGCCGGAGGUGUAGCUGGAAGCGCUGCCAAAACAUUGAUAGCUCCCUUGGAUAGAAUCAAGAUUCUCUUCCAAACUUCCAACCCGGAAUUUCUCAAAUAUAGAGGCAAGUUUCUGGGGCUAUUCCGGGCUUCCAGAAGGAUCUGGGUCAACGAUGGUUUCUGGGGACUCUACCAGGGACAUUCUGUAACGUUGUUGAGAAUCUUUCCCUAUGCAUCGAUUAAGUUUGUAGCCUAUGAACAGAUCAGAAACCUAUUAAUUCCUACUGACAGCUAUGAAACAGCAGCAAGACGUUUCAUGGCAGGUUCCCUUUCAGGAUUGGCCUCAGUUUUCUUCACGUAUCCAUUGGAUUUGGUCCGAGUCAGAAUGGCAUAUGAGACAAAGAACUUGCUGUCUGCAUCUCAUCCUCAUCCUCAGCAUCAACAAUAUAUGUCACAUAGACGGGGACGUCUUCCGCUGACGAUCAAGACCAUCUUCAACGAGAAACCACUCCAUAAAGUAAACGAUCCGUCGUGGCUAAAGUAUCUGAGAGAGAGAUUGCCUUCUUCUUUAGUGGCCAUCUCUAACUUCUACCGAGGUUUUGCUGCCACCAUCUUGGGCAUGAUUCCGUACGCUGGGGUGUCCUUCUAUACCCACGACCUAAUCCACGAUAUUUUCCGCUCCAAGUACUUUGCCAAGUUCACCGUUUCGGAUAUUGCUCCCAAAAAUUACCACGUAGUGAAAAGCACAGGCAAUGAAGUUAACUCUCGUGAUUCCAGAAGACCCCUUAAGGCGUACGCUCAAUUGAUAGCAGGGGGAUUGGCAGGAAUGUGCUCACAAACAGCAGCAUAUCCAUUUGAAGUCAUUCGAAGAAGAAUGCAAGUAGGCGGUGCAAUAAAUCUGGGCCAAUUCUUAUCAUUCCGAGCAACAGCCAUGAUGGUAUUCCGUGAAAGUGGUUUCAGGGGGUUCUUCGUAGGUUUGAGCAUCGGCUACUUGAAGGUGAUCCCUAUGGUUUCCUGUUCUUUCUACGUUUACGAGAGAACAAAGGCUCUAUUGGAUAUUUAG
Molecule: messenger RNA, 1215 nt
Organism: Scheffersomyces stipitis CBS 6054
Lineage: Eukaryota; Fungi; Ascomycota; Pichiomycetes; Serinales; Debaryomycetaceae
Gene: LEU5
Product: coenzyme A transporter
Exons: 1
Coding region: 1-1215 (404 amino acids)
Biological process (GO): transmembrane transport
Source: RefSeq, a predicted model, not a curated record